Messenger RNA from Thecamonas trahens ATCC 50062, 3561 nucleotides. RefSeq lists its product as uncharacterized. Gene Ontology annotation, molecular function: tRNA (guanine) methyltransferase activity. The transcript has 5 exons. Lineage: Eukaryota; Apusomonadida; Apusomonadidae. Bases 1 to 3561 code for a protein of 1186 amino acids. The record is from RefSeq and is a predicted model, not a curated record. Gene Ontology annotation, biological process: tRNA methylation.
AUGGCUCCAAGCAUGGUGUGGGGACUUGGCCUCAUGCAGGCUGCUAUCGGCAUUGCCCUGAUCGCGCUGACUCUCGGAUCGGCGAUGAGUAGCGCGGCGGCGACGCGCAACGACGGCGUGCUCGGGCACCGCGAGCUCGAUCGCCCCAUCUGCGCCACGGCUCUGGCAUGGACGGUCGGAGCAGGCCUUGUGGCCAUGAUGGCUCCGUUGGCUGCCCUGGUCUGGCUGAGCGCGGCCAUAGUGGCGGCAACGGCAAACGUGCCGGCGACCGUCAGCGUCACUGGUCGUGACAUCGCCGCGACCGUACUCCUUGCUGCCGCAGUACUCCAGGGCAUCGCCGCCCAGCUUGCGAUCUGCUCCGCCGGAGCUCCGGCGGCGCCGCAGCGCGUCGACAAAGAUCUGCUCCUUGUCGCCGAUCCUGCAGCCGCCAGCAGGUCGUGCUCAGCAUCCGAUGCCGAAAACGGAUCAUCGGCAACUGUCAACCGCCACUCGGCCCCGUCGCACUCGCCCGCUUCCGUCUCCGGAUCCGGGACGGACUCGCUUUGCCUCGAGUCGCUCUCGUCGGAAGAUCUCGACUCGGCCUCGGCCGAACUUGCCGCGCCAACGCAAGCUGGCGCAUUGCCCGCCACACGCGCCGCUCCAUCGCCGACCCGCAUGCACUCGGGUCGUCGCGGAAAGGUCCAUCCUUUAGCGCGGAGUGCCACAGCCCGCGACGGCAGCGCCUCAAGUGGGUUUGGGGCAUGCGUCCGUGACGAGCUCCGGGCCAAGUUCGGGGUGGAGGCCAUGGCCACGCCGUCGCCGGGACAUUUGCUGGUCGAGCUGGAGCACGAGUGGCCGACGGCAGACGAGCUGCUUGCACUGGUUCGGUUGCGGUCAGUCGUGGACGUUAUGGUUUUGGUGGAGAUGACGGAUGGUGUGCCGUUCUUCCGCUCUGAGGAGGAAAUCGCUGCAGAGAAGGCUCGCAUUGCAGCGAUCCGUGCCGAGCUGCGGCAGGCCAAGCGUGAGGAGGUCGGCCGGACACAUCUCCGCGGGCAAGCCAAACAGGCGAUCAAAGCUGCCAUGAAGAAGCACAUUCGCAACGAUAACGAGCCAUCUCCGGCCGAGCUGGUGGCGUACUUUGGCGGCCUCAUGGACUCGGGAUGGGCGCCGCGGCUCGGCGCAGCGCUGGGCGUCAUCGGCCGGCUCGCCAUCGACGACUGGUCCUGCGGCCGCGAAGCGUACCCUGAGAUGGCGCGCGAGGACGAGGAGAAGGUCCGGGCGCUGGCCGCGCAGGUCCAGGCGUCGGAACAGGCUCAAGCCGGGGAGCUGGCGGCCUGGGCCGAGCUCGAUCUGACGUUCAAGAUCUCGGCGCACCGGGCCGGAACCAAGACGAGCCACACCGCGUCAUCGCAGCAGCUCUCGGCGAGCUGGGGGAGCGUCAUGUGUGAUGCUUGCCCCGGUUGGAAGGCUUCGAUGCUGGAGCAUCUGAUCGAGCUCGAGGUCUUUGUCUUUCGCGACUGGAUGUGCAUGGCGGUGCCGCUUCUCCCGCCGCGGACGCGACUUGUUCAGUCGCGGGUGGCCGAGCCGCUCGACGACACGGCGCAAGGCUCCUCGCUUCAACCAUCUGUCGCGUACGGGCUCAUUGAUGCACUCGGCCCGCUACCGCACGGCGCGGUGGUGGUUGACGUCACCGGCGGCGCUGGCAUUAUUGCGCUCGAGGGCGCAUCAUCGGCAGCGUCGGCGGAUGCGGUCUUUGUCUCUGGCGAGCUUGCUCGCGUCAACUGCGAGACGGCACUGAGCAAUCGCGAUGAGCUGGCGGCUGGGCGAAUCCGCGAUGACGACCCGCCGCAGUUUGGCGCGGCCGAGUUGGUCCAGUGGGACGCGAGCAUGCUGCCGCUGCGCAGCGCGACAAUCGACGGCGUCAUCGCCGAUCUGCCGUUUGGCCACCGGUGCGGGCGGACGUCGCAACUCCGAGGCAUGUACGUCAAGCUCGUGGGUGAGCUUGCGCGGGUGCUGGUGCCUGGUACCGGGCGUGCGGUUCUUUUCACGCCGCAGUUCAAGCUGCUGGUGCCUGCGCUUGCACGCUCGCCUGCAGCCGUUGUCGGCCUGAUGGUGGUUUCCAUGCACGCGGUGAACUUGUCGAACAUGAUGCCGUUUGUGGUUGUCGUGCAAGCUGUCAGCUCGGCUGACGACGUGGCGGCGGCAACAGCUGCGGCGCCGCCGGCGUCGGCGCCCUGGCUGGCGCAAGUGGCAUCCGCCGAGACGCGCGACGAGCGGGCCAAGGUCCUGCAGGCGUGGGCCAAGGCCGAGCGUAAGGCGAUGACCGAGCUCUUUACGCCGCCUAUGGUGUGCUUCAUUGACUUUGACACGCUGGUGGCGCCACGAUGGGCCGUAGUGGCCGGAGUGGUGGCACAAGCCAUGAUCAGCCUUGUACUCAUCGGUCUCACCCUCGAGUCUGCCCUGUCGUCCGGAAGCGGCGACGACCGCGGGCGGCUGCUGCGGCUGGCUGUGGUCGCCGAGCUCGUCCCACUUCUCGUCUUGGUCUUCCUCCUCUCGUUGCUAGUGAGCGAGCUGGUCACGAGUCCGGGCAAGGGCGUGGCCAAAGCGUCGGACAACGCACUUGCCGGCAUUUUGGCAGCUGCAGUGGUGCAGGGCCUAGCUACGGUGGCGGCCGUCAUCGGUUUCCGCAAUCACGUCUCGCUCGCAAACGUAGUCUCGCGCGGCGAGCGGAUCAUGGCCACCACCGAUAGUGAGUGUGCGGAAAAGUCGGUGGCGAUCUACACAGAUGUUGGGCUGCAAGAGCUCGCCAGUAAGGGCGGUGACUCGACGUCAUCCACAGCGUCGUCGUCGUCAUCGGCGUCGUCGUCAGCGGCGGCGGCAGAGUCGUUGCAGCUGCUCGGACCAGGCGGUGUGCCUCCGCCUCCCAUGGGCGUGGCGACCGCUCAGUCGUUGCAGCGGCUGCAGGGCGAGAUUUUUGAGCUCAACACAGCCGAGCGGGCGCAUGUGGCGGCCGGCGAGCAGGUCGGACUGGCGACGGCGCAGUCGUUGCAGCGGCUGCAGGGCGAGAUCUUUGAACUCAACACAGCCGAGCGGGCGCAUGUGGCGGCCGGCGAGCAGGUCGGACUGGCGACGGCGCAGUCGUUGCAGCGGCUGCAGGGCGAGAUCUUUGAACUCAACACAGCCGAGCGGGCGCAUGUGGCGGCCGGCGAGCAGGUCGGACUGGCGACGGCGCAGUCGUUGCAGCGGCUGCAGGGCGAGAUCUUUGAGCUCAACACAGCCGAGCGGGCGCAUGUGGCCGCCGGUCGCCGGCGCCGUAUUAGCUCGUCCGACGAGGUGGUCAUUGCAGACGAUGCAUACGCAGACCUCACCAUGAUGAGCACGUCGUACCUUGAAUCGACCGGCCGCGAGUCGCACGGGACCGGUUCCGGCGCAAUGCUGAUUGGAUCGAUCGAGCCGGCGUACAACAGCACGGUCGGUUCGGGCGUGGACUCGCAGUACGCGUUUGGCCCGCCAACUAUGGAGCUGCUUACUGCCGAAGUGCCUGUGAGUGUUGCGUACGACGCGAGCAGUAGCAGCGGGUAA